AAAAUAGAUGACAGAGGCUAUCUUCUCACAUCUACAAAGAGACUACUAGUGAGUUGGCAGACAAACUCAACAUUUUACCAAGGCAGAUUCAAGGAGGCUCAGUAAAAUGAACAGAAGCAGCUGUAGCAGCACAUUUUCAAAUGAACUGUUAGCUCCUAUCUACGGUGUGGAGAUGUGUGUGGCACUGGUGGGGAACAUAGUGGCACUAUGGCUGCUUGUGAAUAAGGAGAAGAAGAAAUGGCAUAUGGGAGUGGUGUUCUCCUGCAACCUGAUCAUCAGCGACAUCUUUUACGCCCUCGUUCUUUCUCUUCGUGUCAUCUACUAUUCAAAAAAAGGGAAGUGGGAAUUUGGUGAAGCUCUCUGCAAAAUAGAGCGCUUUCUCUUUACCUGUAACCUCUACGUCAGCAUUUACUUCAUCAUGUGCAUCAGUGUUCAUCGAUACCUGGCCAUCAUUUAUCCUAUCUUCACACGCACACACAUUUGCCCGAAACAUGCUAAGAUCAUCAGUGUGUUCAUCUGGAUCUUUGUGGCAAGCAUUUCAUCUCCAAUCUUCUACUUUUCAGGUCUAAAGAACAAAAAGUGUUACCUAUCUGCAAAGCUAAACAUAUCAAACAUGUCUAACACCAGGGUGUUUAUCGCCGUUAUGGGUUGUUUGGUCCCUUUUGUAGUUACGUUUGCAUCAUAUUUUGGUGUAAUAAUGGCUGUUUUUAAAAAUGCAAAUAUCACCUCGCUACAGAAGAAAAAAGUGGCCCUGAUUGUGGGUUUAGGCUGCAUCCUGUAUGCAGUGUCUUUUGUCCCCUAUCACAUUCUGCAAAUAUGGUACUUUAAACUGAAGGAAGGAAAUAAACCUAAUUGUUCUGUGCGUAAUGGAUACCAAGUGUCAAAGGCAUUAGCCUGCCUGAACAUGUGUCUUCAUCCCAUCCUGUACAUGGCUGUGUUUGACAGCAUCAGGGCAGUGUGCUGCAAACGGAAGUCAAACUUAUCAAACAUAGAAAUCACAGGAGAACAAUCAUUUAAAGACCUUGAAUUAAAAUCCUAAGUCUGAGGUUUCACAACAUUUUGUUUUGAUUUGGAUGUAUGUUUGAGGUCAUUAUCCAGUUGAAAUUUUCAUCUCUGGCCAAAUCUUAUGCUUCUGGCAGAGUUAGCCAGGUUUUGGGCUUGAAUGUUACUGUAGUUAGUAAAAUUGAUAAUACACAGCAUCAAAAGGUCAAUGUUGCACCUUCAUAUUUUAUUUUAUAGUGAGUUUGCGGAAUUUUCUUUUUAUCUAGUUGCUAUUGUUACCAAAUGUGUUGAUGGCCUGCAUGGCCAAUACAUUUCUAUCUGUCUCUUCUAAACUGACUCCUUUUGUAGAUCCAGUAAUGUGAUGCUCUCAUGAACAGUUUCUUCAAAAUAGUGUGUUGUUGUGAAGGUGGUGUUCAAAAAUGG
This is a messenger RNA of Hemibagrus wyckioides, 1425 nucleotides long. RefSeq names its product P2Y purinoceptor 11-like. Gene Ontology annotation, biological process: G protein-coupled receptor signaling pathway; cellular response to ATP; calcium-mediated signaling. The transcript has 2 exons. Gene Ontology annotation, cellular component: plasma membrane. NCBI's taxonomy places the organism in Eukaryota, Metazoa, Chordata, Actinopteri, Siluriformes, Bagridae. The record is from RefSeq and is a predicted model, not a curated record. Bases 107 to 1039 code for a protein of 310 amino acids. Gene Ontology annotation, molecular function: neurotransmitter receptor activity; G protein-coupled ATP receptor activity.